This is a messenger RNA of Baudoinia panamericana UAMH 10762, 3439 nucleotides long. RefSeq lists its product as uncharacterized. NCBI's taxonomy places the organism in Eukaryota, Fungi, Ascomycota, Dothideomycetes, Mycosphaerellales, Teratosphaeriaceae. Gene Ontology annotation, molecular function: D-type glycerophospholipase activity. The transcript is spliced from 2 exons. The record is from RefSeq and is a predicted model, not a curated record. The coding region runs from base 184 to 3219 and encodes 1011 amino acids. Gene Ontology annotation, biological process: cell motility; phosphatidic acid biosynthetic process; intracellular signal transduction.
CGUAGAUGUGGGGAGUUCUGUACGAUAGAAACGCAGGAACAGGGAAGACCUCACGUGUGACCAAGCUCAAGCUCGUCUUCAGUGUCGCGUGAGCUACCCUAUACAACGUUGCUUCAAAACGGAUGUGACUUUCUAGCUGGUAACCCUGUGCGCUCACGAAGACAAACCAGGCUCACUGUCAACAUGGUCUUUGGCAAAACGCACGAUCGUGGCAGUCUAGAUGCCCAGGGUAGUGCACAGGACGGCGCCACCGGCACCGACAAUGAAAAGCAACAUGGCUUCAUGGAUAAGCUCAAGGACAAGUUCAAGGAUUCGAAUCUCCAUGAGAUGAAGGUUAGCGCGGUCCAUCUGAAGCAUCGAAUCGGGAAGUUUGGGAACCUGGUCAACCGCAACCACAGACACGACGAGGAGCAUGAGCAAAUAACAGAUGCCAAGCGAACCCGCAUUGCCGAAGGACAUCGCUUUCAGUCCUACGCACCCGAACGGGAUGGUAACUGCGUGAAGUGGUACAUUGAUGGCCGUGACUACUUUCACGCAGUUUCCGUGGCACUUGAAAAGGCCAAGGAGACCAUAUAUAUUGCUGACUGGUGGCUAAGCCCGGAGCUAUUCCUGCGGAGACCUCCGCACUAUCAACAGAAGUGGCGUCUGGACUACACUCUCAAGCGUGCCGCCGAGCGAGGAGUAAAGAUAUACAUCGUCGUUUAUAAAGAAGUCGAGCAGGCAGUGACCUGCAACAGCGCUCAUACUAAGCAUGCACUUGAAGCUCUUUGUCCAGAGGGCACUCCAGGGCACCGCAACAUUAUCGUGAUGCGGCACCCAGAUCACAACGUCUUUGAAAACGCCAGUGACAUGACAUUCUACUGGGCACAUCACGAGAAGUUCAUCGUAAUUGAUUACGACCUUGCCUUCAUUGGCGGUCUAGAUCUCUGUUUCGGUCGCUGGGAUACCAGACAACAUCCCCAGGCCGAUGCACAUCCAUCUGGUGUCGAGAGAGAGGUCUUUCCAGGUCAGGACUUCAACAAUAAUCGCAUCAUGGACUUUCAGAGUGUCGAAGACUGGAAGAGUAACGAGCUUUCGAAGGCGGAGUACGGCCGCAUGCCAUGGCACGAUAUCGCAAUGGGCGUGAUCGGUCCAUGCGUGUACGAUAUUGCAGAGCACUUCAUCCUGCGCUGGAACUUCUGCAAGCGCGACAAGUACAAGCGGGAUGAUCGCUAUGACUGGCUCACAUUGGAGGGAAGGACUGACGAAGACGAGGACUUGGUAGGGGUGCAGAGGCCGAAGCACCCUGUUGGUGACUACAUACAUCAUCCCCUGUCUCCACUCGCGCAGAAAGCUGGCAAUCCAAGGGCAAUCCACUCGGUCUCGCAUGAGCAAGACGGUACUGGUGAGGAAGAAGUAUUCCAUGAUGCACAUGAAGAGCUCGACGAGCAUGGCUAUACCCCCGAACAGCACGGAUUCGGUCAUGGUGCACAGAAGCGUCUCCAUGAGUGGCAAAGACAGCAUAGUCAUUCACAUCCAAGUGAAAUCACGUCAGACACUGCUCAGAGCCGUCGAAUUGAUCCGCGAGACGAAAACGAGCAGACAACUACUGGAAGCAAGCAGGAAAACGACAAGAUGACCGGUAACGCUCCGCAGAAGGAAGGUACGGUGAGUGCCUCUGGCGGUGUUGCGGAGAAGAAAGCCGCGUAUGCUUCUGAUGUCGCGGGCACUGGGCACAUCCAAGGCGGUCAUGGCACCCUGCAUGCUCAGCUCGUGCGAAGCUCUGCAGACUGGUCCAGUGGUAUCUUAACAGAGCAGAGCAUUCAAAAUGCCUAUUGUCAAGUCAUCCGCGACGCGCAGCACUACGUUUACAUUGAGAAUCAGUUCUUCAUCACAGCAACGGGCGACCAACAAGCGCCCAUCCACAAUUUGAUCGGCGCCGCCAUCGUUGACGCGUGCAUCAAGGCGCACUCGGAAGGUCGGAAGUUCAGAGUCAUCCUGCUUAUCCCGUGCAUACCAGGAUUCGCUGGUGACCUUCGGGAUGACGCCGCGACGGGUACCAGAGCUAUCAUGGACUAUCAGUACAAAUCUAUCAAUCGCGGAGAGCACUCCAUAUAUGGCCGCCUGAAAGCUGCGGGCAUCGACCCAACUCAGUACAUCUUCUGCUUCAAUCUGCGCAGCUACGACCGCAUCAACAAGACUCCAGCUCUCAAGGAGCAAGAAGAGAAGUCUGGCGUCAAGUAUCAGGACCUGCAACGUGCGCAUGCCGAAGAAGUCAUGCCGACAGGUGUGCAUGGCGCUGCAGGCGAAGGUACUGAAGAGCAUCCUGCCGCACCCGAUCGACCAGAACUAGCCAAAAAGCAGCAAAGCACGCAGCGAGCGUUCGAACAGAGACGUCAGGAUGUAGGCCUUGCUAAGGAGGGCAAAGACGACACUGUGCAGUCCGAAGACUCUAUUGCCAAAGAUGCCAUGCUUGGGGAGAAAAAGGUAUCGGAGGAAAACUGGGCUGGCCGUAAGCCAGGCUUAGGCGGCACGGACGAUAGAGAGAACGACCAAUUGCGGGAGCAGGAGUUAGAGAACUUCAUCUGCGAAGAGCUCUACAUACACGCAAAGUUGCUUAUCGUAGAUGACCGGAUCGUCAUCUGCGGGUCCAGCAAUAUCAACGACCGUUCUCAGCUUGGUUUCCACGACUCGGAGCUUAGCAUCGUCAUGGAAGAUACCCUUCCAUUGCCCUCGAAGAUGAACGGGCGUGACUUCACCGCAGGUCACCAUGCUGCAACCCUCCGUCGCAUGUUGUGGCGUGAGCACCUAGGCCUACUGCCCGCGCAAACGCUUGAUGCCGAAGAUGAUGUUAACGCUCAACCCCCGUCAGAUGGUGACAAUUACUGGUUCGCCAAAGAUGAGCACGACCAGCUAGUCGAGGACCCGCUGUCAGAUGAGUUAUGGCAACGGUGGACUGAGCAGGCGACGAUCAACACCAAAGUGUUUCGACAUCUCUUCCAUUGUGAUCCGGACGACAAUGUUAAGACCUUUGAGGAGUACGACCACUUCCUUGGUGUGAAAGGCAGCAGGAAAUCGGGUCAUCUCUACGAUCUAUAUCAGCCGGUCGAUCAUGCUAGGAAAGAACUCGACUCAAUCCGAGGCCACCUUGUCUGGAUGGCGCUCGACUUCCUGUGCGAUGCGGAGAUGGCAGAGAAGGGAUUGCAGGUCAACCAGAUGACGGAGAGCGUAUACACUUAAGCAAGCAGCGACCGUCCGUCACCGUGUACGACGAAUCAUUUCCGCGACUCAGUGCGCAAGUGCAGGCCUUCCUGCAUACACUGCAGCACUGGGCACAACGCUGAUGAUGCACCGAAGCACGCCUUGGGAGACCCAUAUUCACCGCUCGCUGAUUGACCUUCAUGCACUACUUCACUUGCGAGCCGCCUCUGCCACUUUUGAGAUCUUGGAGCUCAACGCU